CCGCAUUUUUAUCGCAGCACUCUGAUUUCCUCUUUCCCUCUUUCACUCAGCAUAUAUUUCUCUUCGAACCAAUAAAUUGAUUAUGGAGAGUUCUAUAAUCAAUAAAUUAGACCCAGAGCUCAAGGAAAUAGCCACAGACUCUUUUGUUUUUCAAAACUGGGCGAAGACUUUUAGCUGUAAGCCUGAGCUAUUGUUUACCCCUACAUCAGAGGAACAAGUUAAAAAGAUUAUAUGCUUGGCAAAGAGCUUAAACAAACAAGUAAAAGUAUGCGGUGUCGGUCACUCGCCCUCGGAUCUCGCGUGUACAAAUGGGUUCAUGGUCGACAUUGGUGGCAUGAACAAAUUACUUAACGUUGACAAAAAAAACUGCAGAGCUACAGUGGAAGCAGGAAUGCAACUACAUCAGUUGCAUAAGGUACUGAGAGAAAACGGACUUGCAUUGAGCGUUUUAGGCUCAAUUUCUGACCAAACAGUAGCAGGAGUUAUGGCAACUGCUUCCCAUGGCACUGGUGCAAACUAUGGCUGUUUAUCUACAGCGAUUGUUGAUUUAACGCUUGUUACAGCCGAAGGAGACAUCUUAUAUUGUUCGUUAACUGAAAAUGAAGAUAUUUUUCAAGCAGCUCGUUGUAGUCUGGGUGCGCUGGGUAUUAUCACUCGAAUAACUUUGCAAGCAGAAGCAGAUUUCAAACUAGAAGCUAUCCAAGAGCCUUACAAAUUUUCAGAUAUACUGAAUCAGUGGGAUGAAACGAUACAUUCCUCUGAGCAUACUCGCAUUUGGUGGUAUCCACAUACUGAUGACUGCGUAGUUUGGAAAGCAAACCGUACAAAUAAAGAUAUUUCUCGCUCUGGACCUAGUUAUUGGAUGGAAAGACAUUUUGGAUUCCAUAUUUACCAAGCCAUGUUAAAUGUAACCCGAUACAGCCCUUCAAUGAUUCCUUAUUUGACGAAAUUCAUGUUUAGGACUUUGCACUCUCAACCACUUCAUGUUGUCGAUGUAUCAAACAAAGUUUUCAACUUUGAUUGUCUUUUCCCUCAAUAUGUGAAUGAAUGGGCCAUAGACUGGAAAGAUGCCCCUGAUGCUUUACGAAAGUUAGACAAGUUUAUCAAUGAUAAUGAGUUGAAGGUACACUUUCCCGUUGAGAUUCGAUUUGUAGAUGAGGAUGAUAUAUGGUUGAGCCCCUGUUACGGACGUAAAACUUGUUAUAUCGGUGUCAUUAUGUACAGACCUUACGGAAAGCCUGUGCCAUAUAAAAAAUACUGGAAAGGAUACGAAAAUAUAAUGCGUGAAUAUAACGGCCGCCCACAUUGGGCAAAGGCCCACGGUCAGAGUAAAAAUGAUCUGGAAGCUUCCUACCCCAAAUUUCAGGACUUUCUACGUAUACGACAAAAACUGGAUCCUGACGGCAUGUUUCUUAACGAUUACUUAAAGCGGCAUGUGGUUGAUUUUACACCGAACACGAAAGAAACUGCAAGACUGUAGAUUGCCUUCUUCUUUCUUCCUUUUUUACAGCUAAUACGUUCAUUAUUCAUUGUUCAGAAUGAUUUUAAUAAGCAAUAACUUGUCGUAAACAAUAACUUUUCUUUCUAUUCAGUAGACAACUGCGUGAGC
Molecule: messenger RNA, 1609 nt
Organism: Mycotypha africana
Lineage: Eukaryota; Fungi; Mucoromycota; Mucoromycetes; Mucorales; Mycotyphaceae
Product: L-gulono-gamma-lactone oxidase
Exons: 4
Coding region: 83-1480 (465 amino acids)
Cellular component (GO): mitochondrion; membrane
Molecular function (GO): D-arabinono-1,4-lactone oxidase activity; FAD binding
Source: RefSeq, a predicted model, not a curated record